CCUCACAGUUCUAUCAUAAAGUCUAAUACCUUAGGUAGUAUGGAAUAGUUCUGACACAUCUCUCACCAGAGGCAGCUCCCUUAGUUAUAGCUCACCUAGUAAAGAAUGACAACAUCUGGCAACAAUGUUUUAAAAGUAGUGUUGCAUUGUGUUAGAUUCCGUUACAACCUCCAGUUCUUUGUUUUCCCAUCUUACUGAUGCGUAAGCAGUUGUUUUUAAUGUAAGAAUUCACAGGUUUUCAUGCAAAUGUAUUAUUCCCUCGUUUCCCUUCAUAUCGAACUUAGAGAUGUAUUUGACUUGAGAGUUCUAAUUUUGUUUCUAGAAUGGUUGCGGUCUUUCAUGCUUUAGUGUGAUGUCUACAUCCCAUAGCUGUACUCUAUUUGCUUUGAACAUACUAAUUUUCUUACUGUUUUCCAUUGCUGUUGCACCUUUGUUCUCUCUUCUGGCUUCACAUCUUGCAUGAUGCACAGCAAACAGACAAAUCAGUGUAUCGUGUCUAAUUUGUAUUUUAAACAUUGCUUAUUUCCAUACUCCAAAAUUAUAUACAAACCAUCCAGUACUCAAAAGAUAAGAAUACAAAACUGAAAUCAGAUUGGCACUAAUCUGCAAAGAUUGCGUGUUACUCGUGGCACAAUGAAAAUCUGAAUGUCUGCAAACAUGAUUUUGGUCAACUUGCUCUGUGUAUUUUGAAACAAAAAGGAGUUCUGUAAGUGGGUCAUUAAAGAGUCAGAACUUUUAUAUCCACAACAGACCUUUGACAUUUGAAACAAAGCCUGCCAGCAUUAGCACACUGUAAAUUAAGAAAAAGGAAAUACAACUUACCUGCCAGUCCACCUGUGAUAGACACAGGUAAGCAGUAUGGUUGUUGGGAAUAAACAAUCACAGAGAUAAAUGCUAAUGGUUUAGUGUCAUCUAAGCAGUCUUUUCUAAGAAAAAAAAGAUACUGUUAGUACAACGUGGGGACAGGAGUAUGUUCCUCCUGUGUUUUUACACUCAGCUGUAAUUUCACCCUUUGUUAGGAUAAGUCUCACAUAUUGUGGUGCAAAAAUAUUUGUGAUAACGGAAUUGUAACUGCAUUAAAAAUGCCACUUCGGAGAAGGCAGCUUGUGCCUAACCGUGGCAAGUUAGCUAAGGGCAGAACAAAACUGAAGCUGCAACAGUAACGCAUGUUCUUUGUGAACCUGUUUCUCUCCAGGUAUGUAGAAGCUUCUGAAGCGGUGGCAGAGGAGGGAGACAAGGCAAAGCUGAAGACCAUCGGGUUAAGCUGUGUUUUAAACAUUGGCGCUUGUAAACUGAAACUGUCGGAUUGGCAGGGAGCCAUCGAAAGUUGUUCAGAGGCUCUUCAAAUAGAUCCAGCGAAUACUAAAGCUCUCUACAGACGGGCUCAAGGAUGGCAGGGAAUAAAAGAUCUUGAUCAGGCACUGGCUGAUCUUAAAAAGGCUCAUGAAAUUGCCCCCGAGGACAAAGCUAUCCAGACAGAAACACUCAAAAUCAAACAGAAGAUAAAAGCUCAGAAGGAGAAAGAGAAGGCAGCUUAUGCUAAAAUGUUUGCUUGAUUUUUUUUAUUCCUAAAUGUUGAAUUCUAUGCACUAACUCAUGCAAAAUGCUAAACAGAGCUGUAUGUAAGUAAGUGUUCCUUCUUUCAUUUGCCCUGUACUGCAGUUCUGUGUUUACAACUUACAAGUCUAAUAAUAAAGACAUUGGUCAAAGGUCAA
Meleagris gallopavo (turkey) is the source of this 1715-nucleotide messenger RNA. Lineage: Eukaryota; Metazoa; Chordata; Aves; Galliformes; Phasianidae. The record is from RefSeq and is a predicted model, not a curated record.